Copidosoma floridanum is the source of this 753-nucleotide messenger RNA. RefSeq lists its product as uncharacterized. Lineage: Eukaryota; Metazoa; Arthropoda; Insecta; Hymenoptera; Encyrtidae. The record is from RefSeq and is a predicted model, not a curated record.
AUGAGGAGUCGCGGAGUCUUGUUGCCGGGGCUACUGGCCCUACUGGUGCUGCUACUGGGAUCGGCGAGUUCACCCUCGGAGGCGCGCUUCGUUGUAGGUCCGGUACUUGAUCUCGAGCCGGCGGCUUCGCACCACCACCACCACGAGGAGGGCCACGGUGGGGAGUCGCACGAGGAAAAACACGGCGAGCACGGCGAUAAGGAGCACAAGGGCUACAAGUCGCAUCACGAGCACCACAAGGGCGAAAAGGGCCACCACGACAAGGAGGGACACGAGCACCACUACGACGAGGACAGCGGGCACAAAAAGCACCAUCAUCACGACGAUGGGUACCACCACGAGCACCACAAGGGCGAGAAGGGCGAGAAGGGGCACAAGUUCCACGAGAAGGGCCACUUUGGGAAGGGCCACAGUACCAAGGGCCACCACGAGAUACACAAGCUCGACGAGUUCAAGAAGGACAAGGAGUUUUACGACGAGCACCACGACCACGGGCACCACGAGAAACACGGGGGACACGAGCACGAGCACAAGCACAAGAAGGGCGGACACUUUAAAAAGGGCCACCACCACAAGGGCCACCACGAGGGUGAGAAGGGCAAAAAGGGACACUACAAGAAGGGACACCAUCAUCACGACCACAAAGGUCACAAAGAGGAGGGCGGGCACAAGGAUCAUCAUCAUCACCAUCAUAGUUACGGGAAGAAGGGCGGACACGAGGACCACAAGCACUGGAGUCACAAGGGCCACUAG